AUGUGUGUCUCAUUAGUUCACCCUACAACGCAUGAAGAAAUAAUAAAUUCCAAUCAUAAUACAUUGUCAGGACAGUCAUCUUCGUCCAUGUAUAAGCUCAAAGAUAUAAAUAAUCAUGACGGCGGGUUUUUUGUAUUUGGCGAUGUCUCUGUCAAAUUGGAAGGACAGUUUAGAUUGAAAUUUUCCAUGUUUGAAAUAUCUAAAUUAGGUGCAACUAAUCUGAAAUCUAUUUAUUCCAACCCAUUUCAAGUGUAUCCUUCAAAAUCAUUUCCUGGCAUGCUUGAGUCCACUUUUCUAUCUCGUUCAUUUUCAGACCAAGGUGUCCGAAUUCGAAUCAGAAAGGAACAUCGAGUUCAAAUGUAA
Mucor mucedo is the source of this 363-nucleotide messenger RNA. RefSeq names its product velvet factor. The record is from RefSeq and is a predicted model, not a curated record. The coding region runs from base 1 to 363 and encodes 120 amino acids. NCBI's taxonomy places the organism in Eukaryota, Fungi, Mucoromycota, Mucoromycetes, Mucorales, Mucoraceae. The transcript is spliced from 2 exons.